Molecule: messenger RNA, 261 nt
Organism: Sphaeroforma arctica JP610
Lineage: Eukaryota; Ichthyosporea; Ichthyophonida
Exons: 1
Coding region: 1-261 (86 amino acids)
Source: RefSeq, a predicted model, not a curated record
AUGGAAAUAGCUGACGUAAAUCACGACCAGAAACAACCGGAACCAGAUGACAACGGAAUAAGGGCUAGGCGACGCCCUUUAUCACAGCGAAGAGAACAAGCAGAGGACAUAUUCGACGAGAUUGAACAGCAAGGCUACGCUUCCUUCGAGGAAGGCCCUCUAUCUCUAGUGGCUCUGCGACUAGUUAUGACCGAAAUAUCGACGGCUGGGAGCAUCGAUAUCAUCAACAAGUGCACUGAGAAAUCAGUCGACCGUGGGUAG